This is a messenger RNA of Pelobates cultripes (western spadefoot toad), 16130 nucleotides long. NCBI's taxonomy places the organism in Eukaryota, Metazoa, Chordata, Amphibia, Anura, Pelobatidae. The record is from the annotation of a GenBank genome assembly.
GCUGCUGGCGCUGCCCGGAGCAAACAUGGCGGCGCCCGGGCCGCCCACGUGACUGGCACAUGUGACAGCUGCAAGGCAGUGCUGGACGAUGAUGGUGGUGAUGAUGGAGGAGGUGUGGGGUUUGAUGUAUGUCCUUGCCUGGGCGGAGGGACGGGGCGCUGGUCGGGAACAUUCACUGGCAGGAGGACCGGACUGGCCAUUCACAGAAAGACUGGUUUUACCUGGAGCCCUGGGGUGGUAAGCUGGCACUGAGGGCAGCCCAUUGGGGGGAUCACAGAAUCAGUGAGUGCUGGGGUGGUAAGCUGGCACUGGGGGCAGCCCAUUGGGGGGGUAUCAGAAUCAGUGAGCCCUGGGGUGGUAAGCUGGCACUGGGGGCAGCCCAUUCGGGGGUAUCACAGAAUCAGUGAGUGCUGGGGUGGUAAGCUGGCACUGGGGGCAGCGCAUUGGGGGUAUCACAGAAUCAGUGAGUGCUGGGGUGGUAAGUUGGCACUGGGGGCAGCCCAUUGGGGGGUAUCACAGAAUCAGUUAGUGCUGGGGUGGUAAGCUGGCACUGGGGGCAUCACAGAAUCGGUGAGUGCUGGGGUGGUAAACUGGCACUGGGGGUAGCCCAUUGGGGGGUAUCACAGAAUCAGUGAGUGCUGGGGUGGUAAGCUGGCACUGGGGACAGCCCAUUUGGGAGUAUCUCAGAAUCAGUGAGUGCUGGGGUGGUAAGCUGGCACUGGGGGCAGCCCAUUGGGGGUAUCACAGAAUCAGUGAGUGCUGUGGUGGUAAGCUGGCCCUGGGGGCAGCCCAUUGGGGGUAUCACAGAAUCAGUGAGUGCUAGGGUGGUAAGCUGGUACUGAGGGCAGCCCAUUGGGGAGUAUCACAGAAUCAGUGAGUGCUGGGGUGGUAGGCUGGCACUGAGGGCAGCCCAUUGGGGGGUAUCACAGAAUCAGUGAGUGCUGGGGUGGUAAGCUGGCACUGGGGCAGCCCAUUCGGGGUACUGCCAGAAUCAGUGGAGUGCUGGGGUGGUGUUUCCACUGGGGCAGCCCAUAAGUAAUACCACAGAAUCAGGAGGCUGGGGUGGUGUCGGGCACUGGGGCAGCCCAUUGGGGUAUCAAGCAGAAUCAGUGAGUGCUGGGUGGUAAGCUGGCACUGGGGGCAGCCCAUUUGGGGGUAUCUCAGAAUCAGUGAGUGCUGGGGUGGUAAGCUGGCACUGGGGGCAGCCCAUUGGGGGUAUCACAGAAUCAGUGAGUGCUGUGGUGGUAAGCUGGCCCUGAGGGCAGCCCAUUGGGGGUAUCACAGAAUCAGUGAGUGCUAGGGUGGUAAGCUGGUACUGAGGGCAGCCCAUUGGGGAGUAUCACAGAAUCAGUGAGUGCUGGGGUGGUAGGCUGGCACUGAGGGCAGCCCAUUGGGGGGUAUCACAGAAUCAGUGAGUGCUGGGGUGGUAAGCUGGCAUUGGGGGGUAUCACAGAAUCAGUGAGUGCUGGGGUGGUAAGUUGGCACUGGGGGCAGCCCAUUGGGAAGUAUCACAGAAUCAGUGAGUGCUGGGGUGGUAAGCUGGCACUGAGGGCAGCCCAUUGGGGGUAUCACAGAAUCAGUGAGUGCUGGGGUGGUAAGCUGGCACUGGGGGCAGCCCAUUGGGAAGUAUCACAGAAUCAGUGAGUGCUGGGGUGGUAAGCUGGCACUGGGGGCAGCCCAUUGGGGGUAUCACAGAAUCAGUGAGUGCUGGGGUGGUAAGCUGGCACUGGGGGCAGCCCAUUGGGGGGUAUCACAGAAUCAGUGAGUGCUGGGGUGGUAAGCUGUCACUGAGCGCAGCCCAUUGGGGGGUAUCACAGAAUCAGUGAGCCCUGGGGUGGUAAGCUGGCACUGAGGGCAAACCAUUGGGGAGUAUCUCAGAAUCAGUGAGGGCUGGGGUGGUAAGCUUGCACUGGGGGCAGCCCAUUGGGGGGUAUCACAGAAUCAGUGAGUGCUGGGGUGGUAAGCUGCUUUUUGGGGCAGCCCCGUGGGAGUAUCUCAGAAUCAGUGAAAGUGCUGAGGUAGUAGCUGGCACUGGGGGCAGCCAUUGGGGAGUAUCACAGAAAUCCCAGUGAGCCCUGAGGGUGAAGUAGCUGGCACACUGACGCAGCCCAUUGGGGUAUCACAGAAUCAGUGAGCCCUGGGGUGGUAAGCUGGCACUGAACGCAGCCCAUUGGGGGGUAUCACAGAAUCAGUGAGCCCUGGGGUGGUAAGCUGGCACUGAGGGCAGCCCAUUGGGGGGUAUCACAGAAUCAGUGAGCGCUGGGGUGGUAAGCUGGCACUGGGGGCAGCCCAUAGGGGGGUAUCACAGAAUCAGUGAGCCCUGGGGUGGUAAGCUGGCACUGGGGGCAGCCCAUUGGGGGGUAUCACAGAAUCAGGGAGGGCUGGGGUGGUAACCUGGCACUGGGGGCAGCCCAUUGGGGGGUAUCACAGAAUCAGUGAGUGCUGGGGUGGUAAGCUGGUACUGGGGGCAGCCCAUUGGGGGGUAUCACAGAAUCAGUGAGUGCUGGGGUGGUAAGCUGGCACUGGGGGCAGCCCAUUGGGGGGUAUCACAGAAUCAGUGAGUGCUGGGGUGGUAAGCUGGCACUGGGGGCAGCCCAUUGGGGGGUAUCACAGAAUCAGUGAGAGCCCUGGUGGUGCUGGCGCAGGGGCAGCCAUCACAGAAUCAGGGAGGCUGAGUACUGGGGCAGCCAUUGGGGGUAUCACAGAAUCAGUGAGUGCUGCUGGGGUGGUAAGCUGGCACUGGGGGCAGCCCAUUGGGGGGUAUCACAGAAUCAGUGAGUGCUGGGGUGGUAAGCUGUCACUGAGGCAGCCCAUUGGGGGGUAUCACAGAAUCAGUGAGCCCUGGGGUGGUAAGCUGGCACUGAGGGCAAACCAUAGGGGGAGUAUCACAGAAUCAGUGAGGGCUGGGGUGGUAAGCUUGCACUGGGGGCAGCCCAUUGGGGGGUAUCACAGAAUCAGUGAGUGCUGGGGUGGUAAGCUGGCACUGGGGGCAGCCCAUUGGGGGGUAUCACAUAAUCAGGGAGGGCUGGGGUGGUAAGCUGGCACUGGGGGCAGCCCAUGGGGGGGUAUCACAGAAUCAGUGAGUGCUGGGGUGGUAAGCUGGUACUGAGGGCAGCCCAUUGUGGGGUAUCACAGAAUCAGUGAGUGCUGGGGUGGUAAGCUGGCACUGGGGGCAGCCCAUUGGGGGGUAUCACAGAAUCAGUGAGUGCUGGGGUGGUAAGCUGGCACUGAGGGCAGCCCAUAGGGGGGUAUCACAGAAUCAGGGAGGGCUGGGGUGGUAAGCUGGCACUGGGGGCAGCCCAUUGGGGGGUAUCACAGAAUCAGUGAGUGCUGGGGUGGUAAGCUGGCACUGGGGGCAGCCCAUUGGGGGGUAUCACAGAAUCAGGGAGGGCAGGGCUGGGGUGGCAUUGUGGUGUUGGGUGGGUAAAGCAGGUGUUAUUGGGCUCUGGGUGGGCACAGGACAUGGUAUUCUGGUGGAGUUCUCUUUUUUGUAAUAAAUGGCAGUCUGUGGGUGCUGUGCAGGUCGGAGACAUAGUAGGGGAGAUCUGUCAAAUAAACGAAAAGUGGUGCAAAGUUCUAAAAAAUGGGGCAAUCACCAUGGAAACUAAUAGAAUCCACAAGCACAGUCCAUUGCUGAUCAUUCCACCUUUACAACUUGGCACCAUUAUUUGUUUUAUUUACUCUGAUCACGAGAUAAAUCUCACCCAUAGAGAGAUUGCUGUCUUAUAUAGCGCAAAGAAAGCCUCUGUAUCCCACAGUGACAAAGACUGACCUUUACUGUAUUUCUUCAGGAGCUAGUAGUCAGUCAUGUGUGGGGGUGAUCUAUUCUUCAUUGUUGGGUAAUCUCAAAUUUUACACAAACACAUACAUACAUAUAUAUAUUAUUUUUUUGUUUUCGAUAUUAUUACUACCAAAGGCAGACUGUAGCAUUCUAAAUUAUAACAUAGUAAGCUUAUAUGUCCCAACACCUCAUUAAAUAAAAGUAAAAUGUCCUUUUGUGCGGAAAAAAAUAAUCUAGAACUAAAUUCAUACAAAGGGAAAAAAAAGACCACAAAUAGUGAAGCUAUUUCCCAGUAAGGAUCUUGUUAACAGUGACAUAGGCUACUUUGUAUUGUGUUCAGAGUGUGUAGUGUGAGUCCUGCGUGAGAUUGCAUGGCAUUGUAAUCUAAAGGGAAGAGAGAGUUUGAAAGAAGGAAAGAUAGUGAUUGUUCAUUGGAAAGCAAUUAGAGGCAGACUUCCUUCCCGAGGGAGAGACUUGUUUUCCAGAGACCCUCUUUACAGGAGUGGGAACUGUAAUCACAACAGAUGUAAUUGUUUGUUACAGAGCUGCCCUGACACUGUCCCGGAUGCUGCUGAAUACGUGCUGAGAAACACCAACCUAAUCUCCUACUCUGUGCUCAUUGCAUUGUCUUUCGUUCCCUGAAUGCCAUAUUGUGACACCUCAAAUAGCCAACGGGCCCUGAGAGAAAGAUCCUGGUGCGCAACAGAUCUCCUUUUUUGCUUACGGAAAACUUGAUCCUAACAUCAACUAUUCUGGGAUACUAGGACAUAAAGACGUUACGUCUUGUUUUUCUGAUCUCAUACUGUCAUCUGGACAUUUUUGCAGCAGCACAUCACUGCCACCUAGGACAGUCAACAACUCAACAUUUUGUUUGGCUUCAGAUCUAUAGAAGUGACCAUCAGAAGACUUGCUGGAGCAGGGUGCCAGCAGUAAUCAAAAUAUUCCUUGAUACAAAAAGCCUGGGUACGUUGACCACUUUGAAGACCAGGCUGGGACGACAGCCCACAGCGAAAGCUCCUGACCCCACCACAAAAAUAAAUCCAAAGACCCUGGCAGCGGUGGGGGCCAGAGAAGCCGGUAUCAGCCACUGGAUACUUGGAACUCCUGGAUAGUGUAGGCCUAACACUUGGGGCCCCUGUGGCCCUUGGCCUUUCAGAGUCUCAUAUUUCUUGUUAGUGCUCUGGUCAUGGCAAAGUGGUUUAAAGAGCUACCGCAGACAUUGAAGAAUGUUUCGGACAGAGCCAAACCUGGACCACCAGGGGCCAAAACACUGCCUAAAGUUGGAGCCUCACGUAAAAACUCAUGCUCUGAUUCAGUCGGGUCUGCUAUGAAAAACAGGAAGAAUUCUUCCUCUGAUGGGUUUGGAAAAGGACUCAAGGAUACCCGAUUAUCGCGGGAAAGCUUACCUAGCCUGCUGCCAGGCAAAAGCAGGAAAAAUUCGAAAGACGAGGCUGCAGGUCUCCGACCUCCGAAAGGUCACAGUACUUUUUUAAAUCGCCUUAUUAGAGUGGACACAAACCUUCUGGAAAAGAAUGGUCACAAUUUUCAGGGCUCUGAGGAGCAACAGCAAGUCCAAGAUCAGGAGAGGCGGCUCAAAGAGGAAACCGUAAGUAAAAAAUAUCACUUGAUACAUAAAUAAUAAUGAUCCACCUGUGUACAUUGCAAUCCCUAAAUAACAACAGCGUACGGUGCAGUUAGCGAUGUAUUGACCCAUGUAACCACCUGGCAAUGUUUUCAGUUCCAUUCUUUUUACAAGGAUGGUUAAAAAGAAAGAAAAAUGAGGAUGGCAGCGUCAAGCAGAUACAUUAAGCCCUAAUUAGCUAUCAGAAGAGAUUGACUAGAUCACAAUCAAAAUAGGUUGCAGACCUUCUGUUUGUAAUAUCUUUUGAUCAGCAUACACUGAACAAAGUACUGUCUCCUUAAUUUACAAAUAAUAUAGGCAGUAUGAAGAAUCUAGUGGACAAAAUCUAUCUACUGUAUCCUAUUUUGUUCCUGCUAAACAUCAUGUUGAGGAUGUAAAAAGUAACAAAGAAAGCUCUCCAAUGUACAAUGCAGUUACAGACGUACUGAUAGGCAUAUAUCAUACAUCUCAAAGAAUUAAAUAGUUGUAUAUAGAUCCAAGUGCUUUUUUUUUUUUUUUUUUUUUAAGAUUCAAAGAACAAAAGAAUAUAUCAGUAUAUGGGGGAAAGGAAUCAUUAAUGUUAUAUCCAUGUUAAGCUGUUUAAUAAUAUUACAGACCAGGAGUCUUUUCAAACAUUAAAAGAAUAAACUCCUGGUCUGUAAUUUAAUUUUACAGCAUUAUAUGGGUAAACUUUAUUGUUUUUUAUAAAUCGUAACACUUUUAGUAAUAUUCUCUUUUACAUUCUAAAUGUUUUGUUUUGUUUUAAACCUUUAAAAUGACUCUUGAUCUGCAGUGUGAUUAUUUAUUUAUUUAUUUUUUAAAUAAUUGUAUUCUGUGCAGAUAAUAAUCUUGGAUGAUUACGCAGACCCUUUCGAUGCCAAACGCACAAAGGGACAACGUGAUGCAGAGCGCGUCGGCGAGAAUGAUGGCUACAUGGAACCGUAUGACGCUCAGCAGAUUAUAACCGGUAUGAGUCAUUCAGCUGUAAUCAGACCCUGUUCUAUUGUCUAAAAUCUUAUUAUCAAUAUUAGGACAAUUUUGAUACAUAGACAGUGGGUACCAGCCAAUGGCUUAAAGAUGUAAAAAACAAACAAAAAAGAACACACAUCUGUAACUGACUGGGAAAUUUAGCAUUUUGGGAUAUUAGGACAUUUAGACUUUUUCUUUUGUCACACUUUUAUCUCCAAGGUGCACAUACAUAUAUAUAAAACCCACUACCUCAAAGUUGCUGUUACCUCUCCCACAGUAAGACCGUGCCAUGAAGCUACUACCUUUUUAACAGCGUAGAUCUAUUUCCUUUUGAAUCAGCUAGUCUGUAGCUCGCUACAAAGUGUGUCCCCUCCCUUGGGAUAAUAAUAUUACUUUACUUCCUUUUACAGGCUGGGGAUGCCUAUUCACUAUUCUGCCAAAUUUUUGAGGUUAGCACUUUAACCUCUUGAUUGCCAUGGGUGUUUUGAACCCUCUUAUGCUUACUAACUGUUGGGCCAGCUGGGAAAACACCUUGCUCAUCCCCUCCGGCACUGAAUGUGUUAAUGUGGCAUCCUGUCCCCUUUGUGCUUCAUUGAUUACAGGUUGAGGUAGAGGUCAAAGUUCACAAUCCUAUGGAUUGCAGUGUGUUCCAUAGAAACCUUAGCCCUUAUCUCUCCUCACAGCAGGAAACCGUAAACUCCUAAUUUCCGCUCAGUUCCCCUGCACCCCAGGGAGGGACUGGCUUCAACUGGUCUGGGAUUUAUCAGCCCAAAAAAAUAAAUUAAAUCUGUUCGCAUCUCUGUAAAACUAAUAGGAGCUUUGGAAAUAGGGAGUGGGGGGUUAUUUUCUUUCUUUAUUUAUUACUGGAAUUUAUAAAGCGCCAACAUAUUCCGCAGCGCUGUACAAUUGGGAUAAACUCUUAUAAUGAGAUUUGUAAUGUUUAAACUAGUUUCUUAAAGUUUAAAGCUAUGGUAAUGGUGGAUUGUUAAUAUCUGGAGGGGUUUAGAUGCAACCAGUUUCUUUAAGAACAUUGCAGUCUAUGCAGAAUAACCAGUACAGCCCAGGAUAUUGGUUAUAUUGCUGAUAUUCACUGUUUUCAUUUAGGAGUGGUUUGACACAAAACGUGGCUGUCCACGGCCUGUGUAUAAACCCCCGCCCCCAGAUGCAUUGAUAAUGCGGAACUUGUGCUUACUCGUGACCAAUAUCGACUUACUUCUACCUGGACCGUGGUGAUUGGCUGAGAGUGCUGGGAAUGGGUUUAUCUAAGCUCUCUCAGCCUUUCAGUGCUGUGCAAAGUUGGACAUUAUUAUAUAUAUAUAUAUAUAUAUAUAUAUAUAUCUAUAUUAGAAAUAAGAUGAUCGCUAUACUUGACCUAUGAUAUUAAACGGUCAGUAAUUUCAAAUCAUUUUCUCGUGAAAGCAGUUGUUGACCAGAGACACCCUGGAAAACUUAAAUUUCUACCAAAACAAAAAAAAAAGUCACUGGCACACUAAAAUGCAGUCAACGGACAUGAUACUUUUGUUGUUGUUAAAAACCUGUAGAGGCUAGCCAUGAUGUGAGUUGUAGUUUUUUUAGACUUGAACACAGUGUGAAUUGCACUUAAGCCACAUGCCACCUUGCCCUACUAUAGAUCAUUUGUUCUGUCUGUAUAACAGCGUUAAUCAGCUUGCAUGGUUCUGAUAGAGGGUCAUGGGAGUUUACAAAUGGCUGCUUUGCAUGUUAUGACUCCUAAACAUUUAUGCUGGCAUAUUAUUUGAAAGGGGUUAAUAGUACAUACAUAGUAAAAUGCCAUCAGUGUUUUUCAAGCAGUAGGAGGGAAGAAUUACAUUGAUGCAUUUUCUUAAUUAUUUAUUUAAUUCAAUUUGAAAUGACUUGUGGUUGUAGUUAGUGUAUAUAGAAUGUUCACCCAUUGUCAUGGGUCUGUUAAUUAGGAGGUCCGUUCUGUGCUAGUCCUCUUUCUAUGCCUGGGUGUGACUUCCUCUGUCUCCUUCCUGCCUCUCGGACUUGUUUCCUCUUGUGGACGGCACAUUGGAUUGGCAGGAAGGAUACUGUGGCGGCCCACCGGAUAGGCUAUGUUGCCAUGGCGCCAGGAGAAUGGGGUAGCCAGGUGUCCAGGCACCAGUUGUGGCCCAGAAAUACAGGGGGUGGGGGGGAUUCCUGGAAGAAAUAAAGGAUUUAAAUCUUAUCUCUCUCUGGCUUAUUACCCGGAAUAUGUCCCUUCCAGCCCUUAUCACGUUUCUCUGCCAAAUCUUCUAAGUUCAGUGAUUUUAUUGUAUAUUGUUAGAACAGCAGCCUGUUAAAUGACUGCUAUGCCACAAAAUAUUGAACUUUAUUUCUGUUGUUCUGCCAGUUUUCAAAUUGUGAAGAAACAAAGCUUCAUGCUUUUUUUGUUUAGUUUUUUUGACACAUUGUAGAUUAUUAUUCUCUGUCGAUAUCUAGUUCUCUAGCUUUCAUUGCAGUCUCGCUGUCCAAUCUCUGUCUUGUUCUCACAAUUAAGGUCUCUCACUUUUGUGUUCGCUGUCCAUCUCCCAGUUCAUUAAUUUCUCACUUUCCAGAAUGUUUUUUCAUAUUCAUCUCUCAUUGCUUUCUAUCUGACUCUUGCCAUUUCCCUCUGACUCUCAUCCCCCAUUCUAACUUUUUAUCCAUCUUGUUCUCUCUGGUUAUAUUUUUGUAAUUGAAGAAUUGCUUUGUUUCAUUAGAAUUUGUUCAUUUGUGUGAAUAGGAGAUCAAUGUAUUUACUCCAUGUGAACUCUUUAUCUAAAUUCCCAUUGAACAAGUUUCUUUCUUGUGAUGACCACAGAAAUUCGCCGCAGAGGCUCCAAAGAUCAACUCAUCACUGACCUCCAGCUAUUGGAGCUGAGUGCCUUGAGUGAAGUAAAGGCUGAUCCCAAGAAGCCAUUGACUCAAGAGGUACCGGGGAAGCCACCACAACUGUAUGACACGCCAUACGAGCCGCCUGAGACAGAAGGUGAAGGAGAUGGGCAAGAGAAGAAACCGCGGGUAAUUGAGGGGCCGCGACCGGAGAAUGACGAAAGGCCUGCAGGGGAGUACGAACAGCCAUGGGAGUGGAAGAAGGAGCAUAUUGUCAGAGCACUUUCAGGCAAGGGAUCAGGCUGAUUGACAUAUGUGAGGGUUGGAGAUUGAGGAUGUAAGAGAGCUGAUAAAAUGGAUGGAAUAGAACUGUAUGUGAGUGGGUAAAGAGCUGUCUAUGGCAUAUGGUGUUUACAAUCUAUGUGUCAGGCUUAUCUCUGUCCUCCUUUGGCCUACAGUUCAGUUUGAGAGCACCGAGCGGUCAUCCGGUAAAGAGGAAGUUUCCAAGAUACACCAGCGGCAGAAGAGCUGGACCUCAAAAGUUCUGAAGCAGCAGCAGCACCCGGAACAGUGUGAGAAAGUAGAUCCCACCGUGCCCCUGGAGAAACAGAGGUAAAAAGACCACAAUGUUUUGUGUCUCUAUUAUAUAGAGUAUGUAGGGCCCUGUAUUUUUAAAUACAAAAACAGUAGGCAUUAAAUAUCCAUUUUACUAGCUAGUUAUUCAGCAACAAUCACAGUGACUACAGCAGACUUCAGUGUUUUGCAAGUGCAGUCUGAUUCAUAAAGGUAUGGCUAAUCCAUUAUCCCAAUGGACAGCGUUCAGCAUUUUCUUGCAGAGGGUGAAGAUACUAAUCGACUGUCCUUCAAAUAUUGCAUGACCGCAAUAGAAAUCCCCUCUUUACACCAAGACCACCGUUCUGAUGCUUAACGUGUCCCUUUAAAUGAACUAUAACCCCCACUGCUAGGAGGGACAGAGCAAGUCCCAUAUGCUCUGGAUGAUGUGAGUGACACUCUAUUGUAAGCAGUGGAGACUUGUCAAUUGGGGCAGAGGCCCAGCAGUUUUUGCUGUGCUAAAAUAAUAAAAAAAACUAAACUAAAAGGGUAAUAUGAAGUUGACCACAGGAAAGCAUAAAUUGAGGAGUCUCUGGAUGCAGUUUAUACUGCUAGUUAGCAUGUUAAAAUUAGUGUAGGACCCACCAAUAUCGGGGGGCUGUGACAUAGUGGUGGGUUUAACACAAUGUGGCCAUAUGGUGUAACUGAACCCCAUAUUUGAUUGCUGAGAGGUGAUUUUGAGUAGCCAUGUAAAACUGUAUUUUUGUUUUUGUGUGUGCGCUAUUCCUUUAACUGUACUUAACAUGAAAAGUUGUUCCAAGAUGGGGUGAAUGAAAGUCAUUCUAUAAUGUUUCAAAAUGCUUCAUAUACCCAUGAUUGGCAGGUUAUUUAUUUCACAAAAACUUGGGAAAAUGCAAUGCAUGAGAAAAGCAUAGAAGUAAAAUACAGUGUCAGUGUUUUUCACUAUAUCAGAAUGCUGCAAACCACCUGGUUCUGUACAGAGUCAUUUAUAGCAAAAUACGCACAUUGUGCACAAUAUAUAACAAUCUCUGCAUUUUGCAAAGUAGCCUCCAACGGAGCCUAAAUGAGGUCCACUAUUAAUGGCUGAAAUCCCGAUUCGAACAUUCCAAGCACCAUAAUCAUUACAGUAGUGCCUUGGUGACCCCACUGCACCCCCAUUCACACACUGUACCCCAAUACACACACUGCACUCCCAUGCAUACACUACAUCCCUCACAUAAACACACACUACCCCUCCUACACACAAUACCCCAAUACACAUGCUGCCCCCACUGUACCCCAAUACACACACUGCACUCCCAUGCAUACACUACACCCCUCACAUAAACACACACUGCCCCUCCUACACACAAUACCCCCAUACACAUGCUGCCCCCACUGUACCCCAAAACACACACUGCACUCCCAUGCAUACACUACACCCCUCACAUAAACACACACACUGCCCCUCCUACACACAAUACCCCCAUACACACACUGCCUCCACUGUACCCCAUUACACACACUGCACUCCCAUGCAUACACUACACCCCUCACAUAAACAAACACUACCCCUCCUACAACACAGUUCCCCCAUACACACGCUGCACCCACAUGCACACACUGCCCCCACUGCACCCCCAUACACACACUGCACUCCCAUGCAUACACUGCACCCCUCACAUAAACACACACUACCCCUCCUACACACUGUACUCCCAUACACACGCUGCACCCACAUACACACACUUCUGCCCCAUGCACACACUGCCCCCACUGAACUCCCAUGCAUACACUACACCCCUCACAUAAACACACACUACCCCUCCUACACACACUGCCCCCACAGUACCCCCAUACACACGCUGCCCCCACUGCACCCCCAUACACACACUGCACUCCCAUGCAUAAACUACACCCCUCACAUAAACACACACUACCCCUCCUACACACAGUACCCCCAUACACACACUGCCCCCACUGUACCCCAAUAAACGCACUGUCCAAACUGCACCCCUAGCACACGCACUGCCUCCUAUACCCACCCUGCAUCCCUCACACACUGACCGGCUCCCACACACACACACACACAUUUUACUAGAGGCCCUAUCCCCUACUACAGCCCCUAUCCUAGCAAACCCCAGGUAAAUUUUCAAACUGUUCUUAAAUGGUUUGAUUAUUUACUCUGGGUGGGCGCCACUGCACUCCUGGCACCAUAACCACUACAUAGAGUUGUAGUGGUUAUUGUGCCUGGAUUGUUUCUUUAAAUAAUCUAUGAGUGUCCCUCCCGAGAUAAGGCUCUGGAUCCACCCCUGGUCACACUACUGUCCUAUGUGCCAUUAUGGUAGAACCCUGUCCUGUGUAUAAUCGUACUGCAAUAGAAUUGUGUGUGCUCAGAGGCUGCCUUGCACUUUUCAGUAUGUAACACUAGCUCCCUCUCUUGGCUGCAGUUGGUACCACGGAGCCGUGACACGUGCAGAAGCUGAGACCCGGCUACAGUCCUGUCGAGAGGCCAGUUACUUGCUGCGCAACAGCGAGUCUGGAAACAGCAAGUACUCUAUUGCUUUAAAGUAAGUGAGACGGGCUAUGUUGUCUACACCACUCUGCUAAUGCCGAAUAUCACUGUUAACAACCGUUAUAAAGAGUAAAGAACCUACAGCUGCAUAGUAAUUCUUUACAUGGAUCAUAACUAGGGGAAACUCUCCAUUUACAAACAGAUCGAUCCCUUGAAUACAAAGUGCAAUAUGUUCAAAUAGAAGUAGUUUUUAAGCACAAUGUGCAUUUGAUACAUUGCGUGUCUGUUUAGGAUAAAGCACCAAUUUCACGCAUAGAUUACUGUUCACAAAUGCCCCAAAAAUUUAGAUAAAUAUACAUAGUUUUAAUAUUUCCAAUGCCUGUCAGUCCUUUACAUCUGUAUUGGGGGGGAUACAAACUGUAUAUAAACGUGAUACAGAGUUACUAAAUGGAGAUCUGCCAGUGAAAUGUGUUUCUCCACUGGAUUUUUUUUUUUUUUGCUUUUAUUUUCACAUGAAAAGUGUUUGGCUGGGAGAUAAGGGGUUAAAGGGACACUAUAGUCACCAGAACAAUCACAGCUUAAUGUAGUUGUUCUGGUGCCUAUAGUCUGCCUCUGUAGGCUUUUAAAUAUAAAAGUUGCCUUUUCAGAAAAAAGACCGUGUUCACAUUGAUGCCAGGAUUACCUCUAGUAGCGGUCACUCAGACGGCCACUAGAGGUGCUUUUUAGUCCAGUCACUGACGUUCAGCAUCUCCAUGGUCCACAUGGAGUCCUCCAUAGAGAUUCAUUCAAUGCAUCUCUAGGAGGAGAUGCUGAAUGGCACAGCUCUGUGUUUUGCUGCACAUGCGAUAUAGCCUCCCAAUGCUUUCCUAUGGGAAAGCACUGGAUUGGCAGAGAUCAAGUUUGAUGAUCUCAGCCAUGAAGGCAGGGCCAGCCGCAGUGAGACAGACGUGGGAAAAGGGUGAAUAAAAUCACUUUUUUACUGACAUCAGAAGUGGGACGGCCCCUUAAAUAGUUAAACACUAUAGUGCCAGGAAUACAUGUUUGCAUUCCUGACACUAUAGUGUUCUUUUGUUAUAGCUUUAUGGUGUAAUAAGCUGUAAAGUAGCAUUGGUAUAAAUCAGGGCUCGACAAAUCCCAGGUCGCCAUGGCAACUAGAAAUUUCGCCAUGGCUCUGGGAUGUCAGCCGUUUAAGGCAGCCACUCGUGGAAGCAUGGUAGGCGGUGUGCGAGUGAGCAGUAAUCUACCUACAGCUCCUCACUGCACCCUCGCGCGCUGUUAAUUAAUGAUGCCAGGAGCCGGAAAAUGACGUCACUCCGGCCCCGGCAUUACUGCAGAGAGAAGAGAGUCUGUUUCUGUUUAGGUACCUGCCCACCUCCAAUCGCACAACAAAGUUUUUUUACUUACCUUUUUUCCAACGUCAUGCCUGUUUUGCCAUGGCCGUCUGGCUGUCCUGUCUCCAUUGUUGAAAUAAUCAGUCUUUAUGAUCUCAGCUAAGGGAAGAAAUUGCGCAUGCGCAGCAAAACAAUGUGCCAAUCAGUAUCUCCUCAUAGAGAUGCAUUCAUUAAUGCAUCUCUAUGGGAAACAUUCAACGCCUCCAUACAGAGCGUGGAGACGCUUAACGUAGGUGUGUGCAACUCUGACCAAGGACUUUCUAGUGGCCAUCUGAGUUACUGUUACUAGGCAGCUAUGUAAACACUGCCUUUUCUUUGAAAAGGCAGUGUUUACAUUGAAAAGUCUGCAGCUAUAGGCUAUGGACACCAGAACAACUACAUUAAGCUGUAGUGGUUCUGGUGUCUAUAGUGUCCCUUAAGAAUUGCAUUUUUCUCGUUGAAAAUUAAACUUAAAAUUAGUUUUUCCAAAAACUGUCUCCUUCGUUUCUAAAUGAAAAAGAUUCUAAACAAAUUUGUCAAGCCCUGGUAUAAAUCAAUCUUUCAGCGAAUUCUGGGAGAAUAGAGGGAUGAUGUAUCUCAUACAAAUGUCUUUCCUUCUUCUAGGACCAGUCAGGGCUGUGUUCACAUCAUCGUCGCUCAAACCAAAGAUAACAAAUAUACUCUAAACCAGACAGGAGGCGUUUUCAACAGCAUCCCAGAAGUGGUCCAUUACUACUCCAACCAAAAACUUCCCUUUAAGGAUGCAGAACACAUGAGCCUUUUAUAUCCCGUACACAGCAAGUUGCACUGAGUUUAUCAAUGUUCCCAUGUGUGUAUAAAUCACACCACCAACUAUUAGCUUGUAUUUUUUGACCAAUGCGUUGACAGUACUCCCACCAAUUCUUUAAUAGUUUUCUCCCCGAGCAGUUUGUCCCCCGUCCUGUCUCUGCACCAUAAAUCCCACUUCAUCCAUUAAGAUGUCUGAAUUUCAUACUGCUAUGUACCUUGAUUACCUUUUUUUUAUAUUUUCUACCCCACCGUUCACAGCUAGUUGCAUUGAUUGUUUGAUUAUCAGAAAAGAGAACGGCAAUAUUACUGCACUGACAAAUCAGACAAGUGUUAGCUUUACGGCCAAGUACUCAUUUACUGAUGGAGUAAGUAGACAGUCUUAUGGAUUGAAACCUAUGAUUUUUCUGUGCGCGUGUGAAAAAGGAGAGGAUAUAAAGGACACCUGAAUGUAUCGGUUUAGAGGUUGUAUUUCGUUUGUGUUUGUUUUUAAGGGAUGUAGUAUGUGGCAAUUUCAGAAUUGGUUUAUGGAAAGCAUCAGAAUGUGUUGGUAUGUGAAUAAUCUAUAUCUAUUUAGUGUAUGUUUUAGAGUAUGAAUUAAUGUUAAAUAAAGAGGAAAGGUUCGAGAUGAAAUAAGAUUCAUCCUACCCUUUAAACCAGGUUUUGACAAUCCCAGGGAGGAUAUGUGCAAGGUUCCACCCACUAUCUGAUCCACAUUGUAUGGAUUAAUUUUGCAAUCUCUGAUAGUGAUGGCAAAUGUCUGGCCCUCAGAGGCCUAUGAAUAAUACCCAUUGUUUCCUAAGGAGUUGCCAUCAUUCAUUAAGACUAGAUUUAACUUCUCUGGCAAAUAGCCCACUGUUCUUAUCAUCCAGUAAUCUGUUACUAGUGCAUAUAUCAGAACAUAUAAAAUACUGUGGCAGUACAGGAUCAGACAUGCGUGGCGAGGUUCACGUGGAUUUUGGGACUGACACUAGAUACAGGAAGGCAAAGAGGAGGAAGCACAACAUGAGAGUAGUGGGGGAUUCGCAUGAGAGCAGACAAGAGGGGACAAAGAAAUUGUGAAUGAAAAUGGGUCUGUACUCUUUCUUUACCUGAGUUUUGCAGAAGAUUAAGCAGUAGGUCUAAAAGGAAAAAAUAUAUAUAUUUUAGAAGAUCUCGAUUAGGUUGGUUGCUUGUCAAUGUACACCAGCCUGUUGUGGAUAUGCUGGAAAUGACUUGAGACUGAUCGAGAGACAUGGUGAUCGUGUAGUAGAGAACAAAUCUCACUGCUUGAUUCUAAUAGAUAAUCUACCUUUUAACAAAACCAGAUAGUGGGGAUUUUACCGAACAUCCCUGUAAAAGCGGUUUAUUAAAUGUACUUACUAGAAAUGACUGAAUACAAUGAAAACCAUAGCCAGAGUAACAGAAACAUUUGAAUUCAAAGAGAAUUUAAGGUCAAAAUAGCAAAAUUUAGAAACAUUAUCCAAGUUAUUGGUUUCAGAUUGUCUACUGUGGCCUUAAAUCUGAAAUUACCUUUAAAUUCUCAUUUUAGCAAAUAACCCUGGCUGUCAGUGUAAAAUUAAAAUCCCUGCCUGUAAAACAUUGCAAAACUAAACGUUGCACUUUCUCUGAGCACUAGAGGGUGCUGGCAUUCCAACCAGUGCUGUACUGUGCUGGUGUCAAGAAACAUAUAUAUGCUUGUACCAUAAUUGUAUACAUGCAAAUAAACGUUUGUAAAUGUGUUUA